Messenger RNA from Vanderwaltozyma polyspora DSM 70294, 2826 nucleotides. It is a transcript of the gene PET309, whose product is annotated as Pet309p. Lineage: Eukaryota; Fungi; Ascomycota; Saccharomycetes; Saccharomycetales; Saccharomycetaceae. The coding region runs from base 1 to 2826 and encodes 941 amino acids. The record is from RefSeq and is a predicted model, not a curated record. The transcript has a single exon. Gene Ontology annotation, molecular function: protein binding.
AUGUUUCGAGCAACGUUGCCGGUUUUCAGAGUUAAUUAUGGGAUACAAUGGCAUCGUGGGAUACCUCUAUCGAUCAAGAGCAUAUUAAAUAGAGAGAGGAUAAUUGGUGUUGAAGAGGAUGAUUGUAAAGAAUUGUUGCAAUAUUUUGGUAGUUCUGAUGUGGCUAAGACGGUUACCAGUACUGAGAGGAUCCAUGUAAUUCGAUAUUUUUAUGAACGUGGAGCCUACGAUAGUGUAGUUAAUAUAGGGCAAAAAAUGUUGUAUAAGUUGGAUCAGAGUGGUAGGCUUCGAGAUGAUGUUACUUUGAAUGAGUUGAAGAGUUUUAUUAAUUCUCAUGGGAAUCGCAGGCUUAGUGGGAAGUACGAUUUGAUCGUGGAAGAUGUAAUUUCCCAAUGGUGUCCUACCAAUAAAGUGCAAUUAGUUAAAUUGAUUGAAAGUUUAUUUCACAGAUUGAUAAAUACAAAGAAAUAUCCACCACAUGAGGCAUUGUCUAGAUGGGCAUAUUGGAUUACUUUGAUUAAUGGCAAUUGCGAGUUUGUAUCGUAUUUGGAUAAUAAGGUGAUUUUGAAAAAACUACUUUAUUAUAUGAGAGAACAUAAACAAGAUCUUCUAGAGACAGGCAUUUUAGAUGACACAUUUAAGCUUAUCAAUCAGAGGUAUGGUAGUAACAUGACCUCUCAGUUUGCAUCUACUCUUUUGUACUUGGCCACUUACAAUAAGGAUUACAAAUUGGUCGAAAAAAUCUGGAGUUACAAAGUAGAAAAUAAGUUACCCGUUAAAAGUAGAGACCUGACUUCAAUUCUAAAGACAUAUUGUUAUUUAGGUUCGUUUGGCUUGGUCAAAUCUACUUAUGAUAAAUACCCUGAUGCCCAUAAUGAUCAAAAUCAAUUUGAUUACCUUUUAAUUGCUCAUUCGAAGUCCUACAACUGGACAUCUCUGCAGAAGGAGUUCGACUCCCUGUUUGGUAUAGGGAAACUACCUAAUAUUCGUCAAUAUGGUAUCGUAAUGAAUACUAUGGCAGACAUAGGGGAAUUGAAAAGCGUAGAUAGACUAUUUACCCAACUUCUAAGAAGAGGAAUGUCGCCCACAUAUACUGUUCUUCAAUCAAUGAUACAUGCCCAUUUGAAAGCUGGUGAUUUCCAUGGUUGUUUCAGUCAAUUUGAAAACUUCGAAAAGUUCAAUGUCGAACCUUCCGCGUCAACUUACUUGAUGAUGUUUAAAGUUUACAAAGGCUUGAAUAAUAUCGAUGGUGCCUUAAGGUUGAUGAGAAAAAUGACAGAUGAAUCCAAAGUUCAAAUUACAGAAGGGCAUUUCACAAUUUUGAUUGGCAUGUGUGCUAACAUCACAAAUUACCAAAUAGCACAAGAAUUAUUUGAUAUCAUGACUAAACAUUAUGACAUUGUACCAACAGGCAAUUCUGUUGCUGCAUUGAUGGAAGUCUAUAUAUCUAGUAAUUUACCACAGGAAUCAUUGAAACUUUUUAAAAGAUAUGCCCUCAAGAAAUCAGUUGAUGAGGCUCUAAUCAAUGUGUAUAAUAAGGCUAUUCGUGCAUAUACAAAGAUGAAUCAAAAGGAAAAGACAGAAGACCUAUUUAAAAAGAUUUUGGAAUUAAAAUUAAAACCAAAUAAAGAAUUUUUCCGUGUGAUGCUUGAGUAUCUGACAGUCUUACAAAGGGAUUUUAAAACUUCUGAAGAGGUUAUUGAUCGUUUACUCACUCAUGAAUCGGUUAGGAUUACACCAAACCACUUUGAGAUUCUAAUGGCAGCUUACGAUAAAAUAUCAUAUAACGAGGGUGUUUUGGCACUAUACAGCAAAAUGAAUGAGAAUAGAGUGCCAAUUAACUCUAGAAUUCUCUAUUAUUUGAUAAAAGCAGCAUUUAAAGCUCAAUCUCAUAAAAAUGGGGAUAUCAAUGAGGCAAUAGAAUUAGUUGAAGAUAUCAUUACAAAUACAGCAAAUAAAACAUUAGACGUGACAUUUUCAAGACCACAUCCAUCUAUCAUUGCAUGGCCAAUGAGAGUUAUUACAAAACAUUCCAAGCCAUCAAAAGCAUUAGAAUUAUUGAACAGGUAUAAUAAAUUAUUCUAUGAAAGCCAUGGUCAAUCUUCAAACCAUAGAUUUGUUGUGAUGAGAUCGCUGUUAGUUUUGUCUGCACAUAUUGAAGAAUGGGAUGGUUUUGAAGAUAUUUUUGAAAAAUAUAUAUCUAGAAUUGAAAAGUUCCAGGAUUCACCAACUGCAACAGUCAAGAAUAGAAGAAUGAAAUCUCUAGUUGUAGGCUUGUUUAAUUAUAAGGUGAAACAAUUAGUUGAAACCAAUAAAAUUAUUGAAUUGCCUCAAUGGUUGGAACGUAUUGAAAAACUUGGGUUAUAUAUCGACAAUCCGGCAUGGAAUGCAGCAAUAUUAGCUCUAUUUAAAGAUGAAAGAACCAUUGAACACGGUAUGAAGAUUAUCGACAAAAAAUUUAUCCACGGUUAUAAUUUAAUCCACAAAUGUAGAAUGUUAAGAAAGAUUGGAGAGAAAUCAGUUGUAUCAGAUAAAUCAUCGUGGUUUAUACAAAAGAAAAAGAACGAUCCAAAUAGCCUGACACCGACAUUGUAUCUUGAAUCCGAAACAUAUAAUGAAGUCAUUGAUGCCACAGAUAAAUAUCUGAGUACUGUAGAGAACAUAACGUCUGAGAUAAAGAGACUUGUGAAUAACUACAAAUAUUUUAUGAAGAACUAUUUAUUGAAAUCCCAUGAUAAUGUUAAUAAUUGGGACUUGGUUGAAAGAGAAUAUUCUGAAUUCCUGAAUGAAGUCAGGACAACUAAACGUGCAUCUUCUAUACUGUGA